GUGGUUCCUCAGUGUGCGCGUAAACGGAGGGGCGCAGAAGCUGACUGCUGGUAGUAGCAGUCACUGAUCGACUUACGCCCAUCCGUUGAAAGUUCUCUUGCAGCUUGACGAACACUUCUUCUGCAAUCUACUCAGAGGCAGAUUUUGGUCCCGAUUUUGUUUUAUAUUCUUUUGGACUUUCACAAUGUUUCCUUCAGCAGCUACCGCCCUUGGAGAUUUAAGAUUAGAUUGUACCCACAAGGAGAUCUUUUCUUCUUUUCUGAAAAUGACUAGAUCCCAGUUCCCAGGCAAUGUGAUAACAGAAGUGAAUCCUUUCCUUUGGGAACCCUCAAAUCUGCCUGAAGGAUGGUACUUCAUACCCUCUGAGGAAAACAAAGAUACCAACAACUUUGGGUUCUGGAAGGCCAAAGGGGAGGCCUGUAAAAUAUACUCGAACUCUGUGAUCACUGGUUGGAGCACUACAUUUGAAUUCUUUGAAGACCACACUUAUGGGCAUAAAACUGAUUGGAUGAUUCAGGAAUACAGGAUGGUUCAGGGAAAACCUUAUGAAAGCAACAAGGCCCAGGAAGUGAGCUCCCUUUGUAGACUCUUUCGUGGCUGUAAGCAAAGCCAAAACUGUGAAAAGCAGCAGAAACCAGCUGGCACUGAUAUUGCCAGUGAAAACCGCAUUCACCCAACUAAAUCAGUUGUUGCCGACAAUUUUAUUGGAAAAGGUUCCACAAGCAAGCCACAGGUAAGUGCGGAUAACAACACGAGCAGAUUGAACUUGGCAGAUACAUUUCCAGAUCAUUGGCCAGAUUACCCCUCUCGAGAUGAUGGCUUGGGACUAUGGGAACUUGAUAAUCCAGCAUUGUCUUCAAGUUCAGAAAACUCUGGUUGCACGAGCAUGUCAUCAGAUGCAUACUUUGAUUCAGAGGCUUUUUUGAAAAUACUAGAGGAGCCCGUAAAGAAUCAGGAGGAUGUAGAUUUUAAGUUGAGUGUAUCUGCAUCAGCCAAAGCGGAUGAGGGGUUCAUAUCUUUACCCACUUCAGGAUCUCUUGUUAGGAGUGGAAGAAAAACCUUGGCACCUGAAGAAAUCAUCAAAACGGAUUGCUCCAUUCCCAAAUCAGCUGCACGUGGUCGUGUCCUAGAUAGCAACAAUUUAAAGCAUGCCAGCAGAAAUCUGAGGACAAACAUCAGAAAUGAAGGUCCAUCGUCAAGUUCUCACAAUGUGUCCCAAUCAUCCAAAACCCGUCCGGCAGCACCAAAUGGAGAAAAAGCGGCCGCUGCUAGAAAGAAAAGGUUUAAGAAGUAUCUGUGCUUCUUUAUGUAAUUUUAGAGCCUCCUUACAGGUAAACACAGAUAGCAUUUGUGUAUAAUAAUAACCCCCAUUGUAGUAGCAAGUUAUGCAUUUGUAAGCAGUAGGUUCCAAGAUCAGGAACACCAUGGACCAUGAGUGAGUUAGGCGACAAGAUAAAGGUAGAAACACGCAUAUAGGUUGAAAUUGAUACUGAGGCAGAGGAAUAAGAGACUAAUUUAAGGAAAACCAAAGGUAUGAAGCUGAUUAUACUCAUCAUCUCCAUUAUUCAAGGGCAAUGGAGAGGCUUUUCCUGCCGUUUUCUUCUUGUAAGCUAGCUGUUAUUUCUUCUGAACUCGUUGCAUUUGAAUGUAAAGGGUUUAUGUAUUUUUAUUUUUAUUUUUAUUUUUUUUUUGUACUUUUUUAUUAGGGGCAAGGAAUUAAUUUCUCUGUACUUGAAUAUUGUUUAUUGCUAUAAAGUAGGGGAAAAAAUGUACAUUGUUUCUUGUGUUCUCCUUC
This is a messenger RNA of Juglans regia (Persian walnut), 1795 nucleotides long. Its product is annotated as NAC domain-containing protein 79-like. Gene Ontology annotation, molecular function: DNA binding. NCBI's taxonomy places the organism in Eukaryota, Viridiplantae, Streptophyta, Magnoliopsida, Fagales, Juglandaceae. The transcript is spliced from 6 exons. Gene Ontology annotation, biological process: regulation of DNA-templated transcription. The record is from RefSeq and is a predicted model, not a curated record. Bases 185 to 1312 code for a protein of 375 amino acids.